Molecule: messenger RNA, 1143 nt
Organism: Auanema sp. JU1783
Lineage: Eukaryota; Metazoa; Nematoda; Chromadorea; Rhabditida; Rhabditidae
Source: the annotation of a GenBank genome assembly
AUGAAAUUACUUUCUGUAACCUCGGUGGGCGACUUUAGUCCUCUGGACUCAUCGUCCAUCCCUUCUAGUGCUUUGUAUUCUAAUACUUCAAUGGCAGAAGUGGAAUAUGUGGCUCAUGUAGUCGUUAUGCCUAUUGUACUUACGAUUGGAAUGAUCAAUCAGUGCUUGAACGUUUGUACCCUACUGCAGUUACCAUCUGGAGGAUUUCUGUAUCUCAAAGCUUCUGCUAUUGCUGAUAUACUAUCCAUAAUAUCGUUUAUCCCGUUUUUGUUACGUCAUGCCGAUCUCAUUAAUACGAGAUCUAGAGUUGAAAUGUUGUAUCAUGCUCAUUUAGAGUUGCCAAUUAUCAAUGCUCUUAUAGCAGCUAGUGCAUUCUGCAUAGUCGCUAUGACUGUCGAUCGUUAUUUAUCUAUUUGCCAUCCUAUACAGUUUUUCAAUACUUCGGACAGUAAACGAAGAACUAAAAAAGUAAUUGCCAUGCUAUAUUUCCUGGCUUUUCUGAUAUAUGUUCCUUCGAUAUGUCAGAAAGAAUUAGUUCCGUCAAAGGAUGAAUCUCUGAGAUUGCAUUUUGAGAUUGUUAGAAAUCAUGACGUGGAGGAUGGUUUACCUUUUCAGGUUUAUUUGCUCUUUAGAGAGCUGGCUUCACGCUGGGGCCCCGUAGUUUUAUUAGUUAUACUAAACGCUGCAAUGAUACGUUCCUUACACCAAUUGGAGAAGAAACAGUUACGACGUUCCUUAAAAGCUCGUCAGGGUAGAAAUAGUCGGGAAGAUCGAAGUAGGAUAUCAGCGCUACUUCUGGUGACAUCAACAACUUUUGUGCUUUGCAAUCUUCCUGCAUCUUUUCUGUCCCUGUUUGUUCGUAGAGCUGAAGAUAAUGAUCUUUUCUGGCAAACAUUCAAAGCUACCAGUAAUUUAUUACAAGUAACAAGCUAUCUUUACAAUUUUUAUUUAUAUGCUCUAUGUUCAUCGGAAUAUAGAGAAGCCUUUCUCGGUCUCAUAGGUUGCCGAAGACAAACUUCCCCUAUAACUACUGGAGAUAGUCCUACUGUGCGACUAAGCACAAACAUUCCUAAGAAAAUGCCAUUAUUAUUGAUGGAAAACGGACAUCACGGUGGUGAUCAUAAUAACAGUCUAAUCCUUUGA